Molecule: messenger RNA, 995 nt
Organism: Punica granatum (pomegranate)
Lineage: Eukaryota; Viridiplantae; Streptophyta; Magnoliopsida; Myrtales; Lythraceae
Source: RefSeq, a predicted model, not a curated record
GACGGCUGUUUCCUCAUCGAGCUUUUCCGGAAUUACAGCAUGAGAGACAGCUUGGCCCCGGAGGAGGAUGAUCCCGUGUUCACCAAGUCCUAUAUGUUCCAGCACUUGUAUCACGACCUGAUACUGCCCGAGAACCAAAUCCCCUGGAUAGCCCUAGAUCACCUGUUCAACCUGACGAAAGACCCACAGAAUCGACAGGGAACCUCCAAUGUAUGUAGCUUUAUCAGUUGGACUUCGCCCGAUGACACCUCCCUCGUGGCUCUUGUCCUCGAGUUCCUCCACCACAUUCUACCUGCUGAUCCGAAGAAGUUGCAGGUCAUGACCAGCCAACCGAAGAGUAGGCAUAUUCUUGAGCUGCUAAGGGACCUGUUGAUCUCGAAUUCAAAAACUACUGGGCCAUGGAAAGAUGAAAACUCAUGGCCUCCCAUCCCCUCGGCCACGGAGCUCGAGACUGCAGGGGUUACUCUGAGAAAGAGCAGUGCGCCCGGAUUGGACAUUUCCUUCAAGAACGGGGUCCUUGAGGUCUCAGAGAUAACUAUCCAAGAGGUGACAGAAGCGCUGUUCCGGAACAUCAUAAGCUUCGAGCAGUGCUCCCAGAACUGUCGUCCGGUCUUCACUUCCUACGCCAUACUCUUGGACAACCUCAUUAAUACUCCGGAAGACAUGGACCGGCUCUCCAAGAAAGAGAUCGUCGACAACUGGUUGAACCCCGAGGAUGCAACCGAGUUCUUCAACAGGCUGUGCCAUGACGUUUACAUCAAGGAAUUCUGCUACCCGAAACCCUGCUCUGACGUGAAGAGAUACUAUGAGAAGAGGUUAUUGGCCAUCUGGAUGGAGUUGCUCCGGAAGAAUUACCUCGGUAAUCCCUGGCUAGUUGCAUCCACCUGCGGUGCGAUCAUCUUGCUAUUCCGCAACUUCUUCUCCUCGCGAUGUAAUCAGAAGGGGAAACCACAUGAGAAAUUAUGAAAUAAAUUGGAUUUUGUUUUUUAUUUUUA